Messenger RNA from Amoebophrya sp. A120, 8177 nucleotides. Lineage: Eukaryota; Dinophyceae; Syndiniales; Amoebophryaceae. The record is from the annotation of a GenBank genome assembly.
CUCGACUUCCAGUACGAGAACGGCAAUGGGGAUUGGCGGGUAUUUAUACUAGAACUAGACUAGAAGUGCUUUUAUUUUUGUGCUCUCGACGCGCUGCUACUGCCUACUACAAGCAACUACGCACAGCAUGCGCAUGGGCGGUUAUUUCUAUGGCGAUUUAAUUGACAUCAAAACAAAAUCGACUAAAUCUAAAACUAAAACAGCGACCGCAGCUCUACGGCCUCCAACAUGCAUGAGAAUAGCAUCUAUCAAAUGCAAAAAUGUCUGGGUCUGGAGAUUGCGAGAUUUGUCAUGCUGAUCUGGCAUGGCCCUUAAAUCUGUAUUGCGUGGCCACAAACAGCCUCUCUCGCCUGUCAUGCAAAAACGCGGUUUCUCAUGCGGAAUACGCAGCGCAGAAGCACGAAGCAACUUGUCAUGCUUGGCGGCGCAUUACAGUGCGUUUGUUAUUGACUGACUUGCAUCACAAGUUUCCAGACCCAGACAUUUUUGCAUUUCAUAGCAUCAAUUCCGAGCGCACGUCUGUGACUUCAGUGACCUUGAACGGCAGCAUGAAUUUUUCGGAGCGGGGGAAUUAUUGGUCAUCAAAUUCUUCUAUCCUGUGCAAAAGUAUCGUACUCGUAGUAAUUGCGUUUAUGCAUUACAAACCUCUUUGUUAAGGUAAAUCACCAUUACAAAUUCAAUUUGUCAUGCUGGGCUAAUUUGUAAUGCAAUUCCCACUAGUACGAUGCUUUUGCAAUGCAUAUCUUCGCAUCACGCGACAACGUCCUCCGGCAAUCACCACCACAGCCCGCGGAAAUCCGAAGUGCCCGGCGGGGGGACAACGGCCCAGCUGUUUCAUCACUUGCAGCACCAGAAUGAUCACCUGAGCUCGUAUGGCAACAAUCAUAGUACGAACAAAGGACCCCAGCCCACUGCUUCCCAGCGAAACAUCCGGCAUUCGAUGGCAAGAAGAUCCGUGAAUAGCAGGAAAUCAUUGAGGGACGUGAACAGCCAGAUUGCGCCGUUGACAAUGUUGAACAUCAACAAAUUGCUCGGUGUGGGGACCACAAACGCAACCGCUUCUAACGCUUUAGGAACAAAUAUUAACAAGAGUUCCUCUAAAAACGCGCCAGCGGUCGUCGUAAACUCAGCAGAAUUAUGGAUUGCAAAUAAUAUGUCUGGGUCUGGAAACAUGGAACUUGUGAUGCUAGCCCUACGUUCCUGUAAAAUCUGUAUUGCAUGACUAACAAAAAACAGACGCCCUCUUUGUUCGUACAAAAGCGCAGUUUCUACUCAUGCGGACUGGACAAAGGUAGCGUUCUGCAAAAUUGUCAUGAUUGGCUGCAUUGGCAAAUGUUUCAGUCAUCCAUAGUUCAGCAUCACAAGUUUCCACACCCAGACGUUUUUGCAAUGCAUGAGAAUCGAUCUCCGACGAGCCGCAAUCCUCCCGUCAGUCCGCCGCGGAAUCGGAACUGCUGGCGUUUGGUUUGAUAUCAUCUGGCGUCGGUGGAACUACAACUACAACACACGAAGGUGGAAGUGCAGCAGCUACAACAACCUCUGCUCCACCACCAGCACCUCCACCAGCAAUUGAUCACUACGAGCCGGAAGUUCAAACCCUGAAUCUCCAGCCCCGGCGCAAUUCCGUGAUGAUGACGCAGAAACGCAAUAGCAUCAGCGAUUUGGGGGCGAUUUUGGAGACGAAGGUGUUGACCGAGGCUGCCGCAGAAGACGACGGGAGUUGUUCUGGCGGUAGUGCAACCGCGAAUGGAUCAACAUCCGGUGGUUUCAGCGCGCAGCGGCGGAAAACGCUCUCGGCUAGACGAAAAUCAGAGUACAAUGCUUUGGCGUUGCUACCAGAAGACAUCGAGGAGUUAAGUUUUGAUGACGAUGAAGAAGGCACAGCGACGUCCCCAGGUAGCAGGAUCCUGGGGGGCAACAGUACAACCGCAAAUGACCUCAGAAAUAACCGAAAUUCUCGUCGAAUCACUCUCGGCGUCAACGGUUUUAUGUCCUCGCCAAGCCAGAACCAACAGCGGUUUUCUAUCCUGGCAACCUCAGCAAAUAGUACAGCAAGCGGUAAUAACACCAGUGGGAGCAGCAACCUAGGAAAUAAAUCCGGUGCAGCACCAGCGGCUUUUGACAUGCACCUAGCACACGGCCGCGUGGGGGGUCAGCACGAAGGAGGAGCAGAUGGCGACGAAGCAUAUCUGGGAGAGACGGUAUGAGAGUGCACAACUCCCCCUCCCCCUCAUUUGUGUUGCACGAAGAGCAAUACAAACACCGCCACACGUGGAUCCUGUGCAUGACAAAUUUAUGUGCCUCGUGUAGUACUGUUUGGGAUUCCAGAAUUUGUCAUGCAAACAGUGCCACAAGGCAGCGACUGGAUUCGGUAUUUUGCAUGACAAAUGAGAGGGAGGGGGAGUUGUGCCCUGUUAUAGACGCCUGGAGCAGGGCAAAGUAGUUUGAAAGCGCCGCGGAACACCACGACCUUUGGGACAAGUCGGAACUCUAUCAAAUGUAAAAAUGUCUGGGUCUGGAAGAAGGCAACUUGUAAUGCGUAUUUCAGAACACAGAAAAGUCUCUCAUGCAUACGUAGCAAAAGCUGCCCACUUUCUGUCAGCAAAGUAGGAGAUUUGUCAUGCGGAUUCGGCAUUGCGGAAGCUUCUCGAAACCUGUGAUGCUAGAGCUUUCAUGCCAGACCUUCUGUGUCAUGCAAAAACAGCAUGACUCUUCCAGACCCAGACAUUUUUACAUUUGAUAAACUCGUAUGAGAGUGCACAAGAACUACUGCCCUACUUCCUCUGUCAUUUGUACGACAUGAGCAGCAAAAAUACAAACACCACCACAUCAUCAUCACCACCACAUCAGCAUAACAAGAAGUUCACGCCGCGCCAAAUGCACAUAGUGUUUGGGCUGCUUCCGGAAGUUCUGGCCAUGCGAACAGUGACCGCACAAGGCUAUUAAGGCAGCAAAGGGUGACUGGGUCUAAUUUUGCAUGGCAAAAAAUCGCAAAUGACGGGGGAAAAAUGAAAGUUCUUGUGCCCUCUCGUCAUAACUCGAUUUUCACGGGUGGAAGUGCCGUGAACCCGAGGGCUUCGUUCCGCUUAAACGUCCCGUCGAGCCUUUUGAUCCCGAUAUGACAGUGCACAACUCGUCCCCCUCCCCCUCAUUUGAAUGGCAUGUGCAGCAAGACAAACCCCAGCACACGUGGAGCCUGUGCAUGGCAAAUUCAUACGCCUAGUGCAGUACUGUUUGGGCUUCCGGAAUCUGUCAUGCAAAGAGCGCCACAAGGUAGCUUAGCACUUGGACUUGGGGUUUUGCAUUACAAAUGACGGGGAGGGGGAGUUGUGCAGUCUCAUACCCGAAUCAGCCAGUACAGAAGUCUAUGCAUUGCAAAAGUAUCGCACUCGUAAUCGUAUCGGUUGCAGUGGUCAUGCUUGACAAAUCUAAUUCUCUACCUUAGUCAGCGUGACAAAUUUCAUUUUUUCUUCUUGCAAAAAUUUGUGAUGCAAUUUAUACCAGUGCGAUAUUUUAAUUUUUGCAAUGCAUAAAGUCCAACAGCUGUCGCGGAUCCGUCGUGCGAGAGCAGUUUCUAGUGCCAUCGUUUCCCCGCAGCACAGCGCGAAACAGCAUCAUGGGGCCGAUUUCGGCACUGCAGGCAAGCAUGAACCCGGUGGCGCAGCAGCUGGUAUAAUUACUAGCGGCGAUGAUCUCAUUUUUAUUUUUUUUUCCUCCGGCGCUUCAAUCAUUUGCGUUUGAAGUUCAAAGUUGUCAUGCACGAAAAACAAUGCCAAUCGAAUCCACCUCGCUUCUUGAACAUGGUGAUCAAGAUCAUCCAUUUGUGUUGUGUAUAAAACAACAUAGAAAAUUAGUAACCCAAUGCUAUCAGGCCACGACCCGGGAGCACCACGACGAAGCUGCGUCUGCCGCCGGCUCUAUGUCGUUGCAAAAUUUCGGCCUGCAGUCGCACGGGACUUCCUCGACUUACCAAGCGUUUUCCCACACAGCAUCGCAGUACAAUCCGUACGGGAAAAAUUCCAGCCACACUUCGAGUUCAAAAUUAGAGUCGGAACGGGCGGCGCAGUCCCUUUCCCACCAACUGCGGCUACUAAUGUCGAAUACCGCGACUAGCGGAAAAGUUUACUACAAAAACAAGGAAUUCACCUGGAACUGCAGCAAUGGGCUGACGAACGGGGCGAAUUUUCAGAAAAUGAUCAAAAUGCCGAUGAACUUGAUGAAGUCAGCGAGUAACUCGAGUUUAAACUCCGCCUCUGCGUCGCAAUUGCUUGCGCAGCAGGAGAGCUGUGUGAAUCGGGGGCCCGGCGGUUUGCAAUUUCUCGUCGGGGAUCGAUUUGCGAAUGGACAGUUUGAUAAAGAGGAAGACGAGGAGGACGAGGAGGAGGAGCGACGGGAGUUGUUGAUCGAAUUUAUGGAAGAGAUUCUACACCCGGGUUGUGCACCAGCUGGAAAUAGUAACAGCGACGGGACCAUGGAAUUAGAAAUCAAUAACAAACAGCUGCGAAAACUGGAAAGAAAGGUGAAGGCGAAGUGGAAAAGAGAGGAUCUUCAUGCGCAUAAUGAACGAGAAAUAGACCACGAGGAAAAUGAUUCCGAUUCGGACGGCGCUUCGGACUCCGAGAUGAAAUACUCGCCAGGAACAAGCGUAGGGUCUGGUUCGCGGAAAGGAGUAUCAAAGGGAAAAAGACUCCAGUUGUCACCGAAGGAAAGGGAGGAAAGGCUGAACCAGCUGGUCAGGGGGAAUUACAAGAAAGAAUCUUUCCUCUCCGAAUUUGCGACAAAAAUCACGCUAUCAAAGCCGAUGAUAGAGGAGUUGCUUCUGUCGCAAAAGGACCUGGUGUCGCUGUCUCCGACAAACCGAGGGGACAAGAUGUAUUCCAAGAAAAACACUUUUUCACUGUGAACUUGUGAUGCAGAAAAUGCAUCACUGAAGUGUUUGUCUUGCUACACAUGCAAGACAAGAGAUUUUUAGCGGUGUUUUAUUCCCUUAGGAUCCUUGCGUGGCAAGUUUUCUUUGUAGUGUGUAGCGAACUUGUAAUGCAAAAGUUGCAAAAUCCUUACAGUGGAACAGUUUUUUCUUACGAUAAGAUGACGCUUGCAAGCACGUUACUCGAGACGAACAACAGUCCUCGUGGAGGUAACAUGAGUACCGGAACCCGGGGUUUAAAAAACAUUUCGCCCACUUCGCUGGAAAAGCACUACAGGCGGAUAUGAAGUGCAAAAGUACUAUCGUACUAGUCGAAUUGGAAUUUUUCGCAUGACAAACCCUUCCACAUCAAGGAAAGAUGUCAGCAUGACCCUUGUCCACGAAUGUGGGAUGGUGUGCGAUUUUUGGCUCUGGUUGGCUUGUGAUGCUUUUCUUAAGAUUUUUGUCCAAAAAUCUUUGUCUUGCUGUGGUUUCCCACGGCAUGUACGUACACUGAUGCGUGUCCUUACUUGCAUUUUAUCUCGGCGCGCUCAUGCACAGUAGCGUGGUCUUAUUUGCAUUUGUUGCACAACCAUAGGGGUGUACCCAGCACCGCUUUCCUCCCCCUAGAGUACCGGGGACGCCUGCUGAAUAAAAACCUUUCCCUGUUGCAGGAAGGCUGUGGUUUGGCUCCUAGUAGCUGGCCCGCCGAACUUCAGGUGUAAUUCAAUCCUUUUGUAUGAAAAAUACAUCAACUACCAUCUCCACAUACCAAGAUCCGCGAACCUCGUGCACACCUACCAACUACACAACGCAGGACAUGCAGUACAAUUUUUAGCAUCGUUACGCACCUGCUCAGAACCAACGGUCGUCGACAUUCGAACGGUUUUUUAGAACAGCGAGAGCACUGGAGCUAGCUGUUUUCUGGCGGUUAGCAAUAGGGCGGAGGAGAUGGAUAAGAUUAACACGGGGUAAGGGGAGGAGAGAGAAACGAAAACAAAGACAAAACGAGGUCGAGGCAGGAACUACAGCACCGGUAGCCGGUUUGGAGCUGUUCAUGCCGUGAAAACCCUUUUUCCACCGUAGCACCGUCCCAGACAGAGAAUACACGAGCUACAACAACAACGAAGAACCAACCAGACACCACGACGCGAACAAACAACGUGCGCCUUACUACAUCAAUAACAAUAUCAUUAUCCACGUAUUUUUCGCGUGGUUGCUCAUGGUGGAGCCGGCGCCUGUACCCUUGAGCAACCAUCUAAGACGCGGAAAAUAGCGAGCACUCUAACUCCGUUUUUCUCGACCUUCUAUGACACUAGGUUUUCCUCUUCCCCUCCCGUUGCCAGUUCCCUAUGUUGGUGUCGACCUCGCGGUCGUGUUUUGUAUCUUGUUUAGGGUGUCUGGCACAUUUGCAUGCGGGGGCCCUUGCCCUCUGGGAAUGAAAACUUAGCUUGCGCCCUGACGACGCGUCAUAGUGGGCCCUUGUUCUAGGCAUGCUAUGCAUAAGAUCGCCACUUCUUAGAGUGGUAGAGAAAACGGAAUAGAGACGGUACAGGCAGAAGUGGAUCGACCGGUCUAGACAAAGUAACUUAUGCGCGCGUAGAGUAAAGCUUUAUUAUUAAUUUUUUAAAAAAUUACUUUAGCUUUUACUGGGGCUGUGGGAACGAGACCAAGGAGACGAACAAGACCAACAUUUAUUUUUCCACCCUGGUGCCACCUUUAGUAUCAUUAUGGCCUUUCCUUGUCAUGAUCUGUUUCGGCUUCCGGUGUUUGUCAUGCAUUUUCCGCCCAGGCCCGCCCUGGAGCUGUUGUUCGGACUGUCUCCCCGUCCGGUUUCGUUGGCCUUUUGCAUGCUUGUCCUAGGGUUUUGUCUUCACCCGCACACUCUCGUGUUCAGGACACCUUUACUGAUACUACUGGCGCUACCACCUUUUAGGGUGAUUUUCUCGACAUAGGUGGGACUGUGUCUUAGUUGUUGUUUUUCAUCGUUUUUUACUUUUCUUUUAAUCCCUCGGUGCUAGGAAAAGUUUUUGCACAGGGCUAUUUCUAUCCAGAUAUCCACACAGCUGUCGUCGCGGCCGUCCCAGAUGCUGUUGUGCUUGUCUUUCGAUAGAAAUCGCGUUGUCCAAUAAUUUCUUCUAGAGUUUACCGGGUAUGAGGCUACUGUUUGUCGAAGUAAUUUACGAGGGGACGCCCAGCCCUUAGCCUUCCAACAUGACAAACCCCUCCACAUCAAGGAAAGAUGCAAGUUGUCAACGUGCAGGACCAGGUAAAGGUGCAGAGAAGAUGCAAUCUGUCAUGCUAGUAGACUGCAAAAAUUUGUGCGAGUGCGGUAGUAACUUUUGCAAUGCAUAGCGGAAAAAAGUAUACGAUGAAGGGAAAAACAAAGAGGUUGUGAUACAGCGACGAAAAAUCCCCGCUCCCCAUAUUCAAAAGGAAAUUUCUCAUGCGCGAUUUGCGUAAGUACGCAGAUUUUUAACUUGUAUUGCUACAAGGCCACCAGAACGAGAAGCACAUCCGGCCCCCUCGUAAUGGCUUUGCAGGCAAUAGCAAUUACUUGUCAUGCUAUAAUUCCCGGCAGCGCAGUGGCUCCCUGUCAUGCUGAAGACCACACUAGGCUUCAGCACUACACUCCGCGUGUCAUUUCCUCUAUUAUCAUGACACAUUGAUUUUUGGCGACCCUGACCACACCAGGUCCUGCUACACAAGUCUCCGUUUGAGUGUGGGGAGGGCGGAUUUGUUUUCAUCUUCAUACGGGAGUCCGAGGCUUUGGAAGAGUGUCGCUUUGUGAAGGAUUUCAACGACGAAGUUCGGCUUCGGCGAUUAAGUUAGUAGUACCACGAUGACGAACGAUUAAAAGAUUGAUAGAGCGGAUGCUGAUCUGUGAGCUACUGACCAUAUUUUAGUAUAGAACUGUUUGUAUGUUUCGAUGCAUUUACAUUGAGCGCUAGUGCGGAUUCCAAAUAUUUGUGUCAUGUAGAAUGUAUGUGUACCAUCGCAUUAUUAACUAAAACUUCGAGAAGGCAGAAUUGACAUGCAGUCAGUACCACGCAGUGACAAGUAGUCUGAACAACCAUUUUAAUUUUUACUUUCUUUCAAACCAGUAUCAGAAAAUCUUGAAUUCCAUACAGAAAAAUGAAACUGUACGAUGAUCGCACAAACGAAUUCGCUUUCCUCUAUGUAGCUUAUGAUGUUGUAGUAGCACAACAGCUUGAAUAUAAAUAUUAUGACUUCUAGGCAACCCCAAAAUGAAGGAGUUUCGUAUGAAAAU